Messenger RNA from Myotis davidii, 2381 nucleotides. RefSeq names its product zinc finger protein 565 (gene ZNF565). Gene Ontology annotation, biological process: regulation of DNA-templated transcription. Lineage: Eukaryota; Metazoa; Chordata; Mammalia; Chiroptera; Vespertilionidae. Bases 364 to 1866 code for a protein of 500 amino acids. The record is from RefSeq and is a predicted model, not a curated record. The transcript is spliced from 5 exons.
AUUAAUAAUGAACCAAACCAACAAGAUCCGUGCGUUUAAGUUUAGUGGAAGAGUCAAAUAAUUGACAAGCAAAUGUAUAGUACAACAUUUAGUAGCACUGAGAGCUAUAAAAGAAAUAAAGCAGGGACGGCUAGAGAGAAUGACAAUGGGUAAUAUUUUAAUAGUUUGAUUACAGAGGUGAAGUUUAAGCAGAAACCUUCUUGAAGAGGGAAAGUGAGCUCUAUGGCUGUCUGGUGGAAGAGCAUUCCAGAAAGAGCAUACAAAGCUUCCAAGGGAACAUGCUUGGACUCUACUAGUCCAAGAGAAGAACCUAGAGAAAUUUGAGUAGAUCGGGUAGUUCUAAAAGCAAUGGCCCAGUAAUGCAUGUUUCAGGGAUUGGUGACAUUCAGGGAUGUGGAAAUAGAGUUCUCUCAGGAAGAAUGGAAGUAUCUGGAACCUGCCCAGAGGGACUUGUACAAGGAUGUGACUUUGGAGAACUUUGGUAACUUAGUCUCACUAGGACUUUCCAUUUCUAAGCCUGAUAUCAUCUCCUUAUUGGAGCGAGGGAAAGAACCCUGGAUGAUUGCAAAUGAUAUAACAGGACCAAGGUGCACAGACUUGGAGUCCAGGUGUGAGAAAUUUCCACAAAAAGAUAUUUUUGAAGUAGAGACAUUCAAUUGGGAGCUAAUGGAAAGCCUUAAAUGCUGUGGUUUUGAGAGCUCUAGUUUUAGAGAAGACUGGGAAUACAAACGCCAGUUUGAAAGACAACAAGUAAACCAGGAAUGCUAUUUCAAGCAAGUAAAAAUAACAUAUGAAAACAUACCCACUUUUGAACAUCAUGCAUCCCUCACUCUACAUCAGAGCAAUGAGACUGGAAAGAAACUGAUUGAAUGUAAUGAAUGUGGGAAAGCAUUUAGCCGUGGCUCACACCUUAUUCAACAUCAGAAAACUCAUUCUGGUGAAAAGCCCUUUGAAUGUAAGGAAUGUGGAAAGGCCUUUAGUCGAGCCUCACACCUUGUUCAGCAUCAAAGAAUCCAUACAGGUGAGAAACCUUAUGACUGUAAGGAAUGUGGGAAGGCCUUUGGUCGUACUUCAGAACUUAUUCUACAUCAGAGACUUCAUACUGGUGUCAAGCCCUAUGAAUGUAAACAAUGUGGAAAGACCUUUAGACAGCAUUCACAACUUAUUCUGCAUCAAAGAACCCAUACAGGUGAGAAACCUUAUGUAUGUAAAGACUGCGGGAAGGCUUUUAUUCGUGGCUCACAACUUACUGUUCAUCGGAGAAUUCAUACAGGUGCUAGACCCUAUCAGUGUAAAGAAUGUGGGAAGGCCUUUAGACAGCAUUCACAACUUACUGUACAUCAGAGAAUUCACACGGGGGAGAAACCCUAUGAAUGUAAGGAAUGUGGAAAGGGCUUUAUUCAUAGCUCAGAAGUUACUCGACAUCAAAGAAUUCAUUCUGAGGAGAAACCUUAUGAAUGUAAAGAAUGUGGAAAGGCCUUUAGACAGCAUGCACAGCUUACUCGACAUCAGAGAGUUCAUACUGGUGACAGACCCUAUGAGUGUAAGGACUGUGGGAAGGCCUUUAGUCGUAGUUCAUACCUUAUUCAACAUCAAAGAAUCCAUACAGGUGACAAGCCCUACAAAUGUAAGGAAUGUGGGAAAGCCUUUAUUCGUGUUUCACAACUGACGCAUCAUCAGCGAACCCAUACUUGUGAGAAACCCUAUCAAUGUAGGGAAUGUGGAAUGGCCUUUAUUCGCAGUUCACAACUUACUGAACAUCAGAGAAUUCAUCCUGGUAUCAAGCCUUACGAAUGUAGAGAAUGUGGACAAGCCUUUAUUCUUGGUGCACAUCUCAUUGAACACUACAGAACCCAUACUGGUUAGAAAGCUUUUAAUAUUAGGGAUGCAGGAAAGCCUUUAAUGGAGUUCACACCUGACUUAAUAUUAGAUAAUGCCUAAUGUAGUAUAAUAUCAGAAAACCUUCAUUUGUCACUUCCAUUGUGGAACAUCAGACAACUCAUACCAGAAGAAAAGUCAAUAAACAUGGGAAUUCUUUUUGCCUCAAAAUCACUGUUUACUAUAUAUCAGAGAACUUAUGGUGAAAAAAUAUUAAUAUGAAUGUAAAGUCCUUCUUACCAUUCAAAAUGUAUCAACCUUCUGAGAAUUCCUAAGAGAAAAUAACCCAAUUAAAAUAUUUUGUGAAUGUGCCUUUUGUCGUAGCAUAUACCUUACUUAGCAUUAUCUCAUUUCUACCAGUUACUGAUGGUAUAUCAUUGGGCAAAUUAUGCAAUCUCUCUGUUCCUCAGUGUACUUGUUUUUAAGCAAUGGUAAUUAUACCUACCUAAUAGAGUUUUUGUGAGGACUGUCCGAUAUUUUAAAUAAAGCCUGUGUUGAAUAAA